Messenger RNA from Moneuplotes crassus, 3626 nucleotides. NCBI's taxonomy places the organism in Eukaryota, Ciliophora, Spirotrichea, Euplotida, Euplotidae. The record is from the annotation of a GenBank genome assembly.
UAUGAAUGCUGGACAUUUACAAGGGAUCACCGUCAGCCAAAGAUUCGUCUUUGGUAUCAAUGGUGAGUUCAAGAACAGCCUUUUCUUAAUCGAAGACCACCGGGUUGUAUACACAGCUGGACACAAUGUGGUUGUGUAUAAUACUGAGGAUAAAUCGCAGUACUUCUAUGCAGGAAGCGAAGGGACUCAAGGGAUUACAGCUAUAUCUCUUUCGCCUAACAAGGGAUAUAUCGCUAUUUGUGAGAAAGCAGAUAAAGCACAGUGCAGUAUCUUUGACACCAACACUUCAAGGAGAAGAAAGACUCUGACCGCUGAAGAUUUAAAUUCGACUGAGUUCAUAUCUGUGGCAUUCUCUCCUGUCAAUGAAAGAAGUAAUUUAAUUACCCUAAGUGGGGAGCCUGAUUGGUCUUUGAUGUUUUGGAAAUGGGACAAACUCAAGAUUCAAGCACAGAUUAGUGUGAGUGUCACUGGGCCAACUGAUGGGUAUUUGCAAGCAACAUUUAACCCUCAUGAUCCAUAUUGUAUUGUCAUUACAGGAGGAGGACUCUACAAAUACUUUAGAGUGAAGGAUACUGAGAUUGAACCUGACCAUACCCAAUUAAAUAAUAAGGAUGAGGAUCUCAGCUCUGAAUUUACCUGCCAUUGUUGGUCAAGAGAUGGAUACAUCAUUGCAUGCACUGAAAGGGGAGAAAUCAUGAUGUGCGAAAGCUCUGGAGAGUUUGUCACAAUGAUCGCUGAUAGCCCUGUCGAAGAUUGUCACAUUGUAUCAAUAUGAGCUUAUGAAAGAGGGUUUAUUGUUGCUGGCAAGGAUGGAAAAUUCUUUAUAUUUGAAAAAUCAAAUGACCUUGACAUGCCAUAUAAACUUUUGAAAGAAACUAACCUUAAAAGUUUUACUAAAUUCAAAGAGCCAAACAACAAAGUCAACAUGACAAUCACUAGUAUGGCUAUAGCAAGCUCAGAAGAUACUGUAUAUUUUACUCUUGACAGCAAUCAACUCAUGAAGCUUUCUGUUGCUCUAGAUGGAACAGAUGAAGCUGACAAAUUUGAGCAUUUGAUUUAUGACUUCCACUCAUCUUCGGUCACUGGACUCGACAUUUGUAUCAGGAAGCAGCUCAUUGUGACAUGCUCAACUGAUCAGAGUGUGAGAAUCUGGAACUAUGCUACCAAAUCACUAGAGAUUUGCAAGUACCAGUCUGAUGAAUGCUUUGCAGUAUCCUUCCACCCAUCAGGAUUCCACAUUGCAGUUGCUCUUACUGACAAAAUAUUGCUGAUGAAUGUGUUCUCGAAUGAUCUCGAGCAAUAUAAAGCUAUCCAGAUCAAAGGGUGUCAUGAGAUCCAGUUCUCGAACGGAGGCCACUUAUUCGCAGCCAUCAAUGACAAAGUGAUCAACGUGUACAAUUUCUGGACAUGCGAGAGGCCAACCAACUACCAAUUCAAUGCUCACUUGAACAAAGUCAGGUGCAUUCACUGGGAUGAAGAUGACCUGGGCUUUGUAUCCAGUGGAAUAGACGGAGCCAUUUAUAGCUGGGUGCUCAAAGACAACUCCCAGAGAUCCGAUGAAUGCUUGGCUAAGAAUGUGCACUUCUACUCAGUAGUCAAAGAACCAGGAGGCAGAGGAACCAUUUACGCUGUUGGAUCAGAUCAAAUGAUUAGAGAAAUUGUGGAAGGAAAAGAUGCACACAUAUUUGAUGCUGGAGCCCCUCUCAGUCAGAUUGUGAUGACCAAAAACCAGAAAGCACUCUUUGUGGGAACUGCUGAGAAGGAUGCUCCUGGGUGUAUCCAGAUAUACAAGAUUUCAUUCGAAAAGAUUGUGGAUGUACAGGCUCAUAGCAAGCCAGUUGAGAGACUCAAACUAUCUCACUGCAACCAAUACUUGUUCUCGACUGGACAAGAUGGAUGUCUGAUCAUCUAUGAUGUAAAUGACAGAGAUGCUAAAGAUCGUAAAGGAGAAGCCUCUCUGACAUAUUCAGAUCAAGUCUUGACUUUGCCAUCUCAACUUGAAGAAUACAAAAACAUUCGCGAUCAGAAACAAGCAGAGAAUGCAUCUCUCCGCUCUCCAGACAAUCUCGGAAGCAUGAUCAAGAACAAGAACCUUGAAGAAGAAAAGCAGCAGCUGACUGAAGAAAUAGCAACAAACUCGAUACAAGAAACCACAAAGCAGGAGCAACUUACAUCUGAGAAGAGUACUAAAGAGAGUCAGUUCCAAGACAGUCUCAAGAAAAUUGAAGAAGAGUUUGCUACCUAUAAGGAAGACCAAAAGACAAAAUACUCUAGGCAAAUGCUAGAAGACUCUACUCGCCACCAACAACUUGUACGUGAAAGAGAAAAUAAAGAAAGAGAGGGAAGAGAAAGAAUCCAAAUUCUCAUAGAAACUCAAAAGAAUGAACUAGAAGAUUUAAAAUUAAACCAUCUUAAAGAAAUGGAGACUGAACAGAAUAAUAUAGAUAACCAUGAGGAAGAAAUCAAGGUUCAAAAAGAAAAACACCAGGAGAUCCUCCAGCAGAUCUCUGAAGAUGCUGAAAAAGAAAAAGACCAAAUCACUAAGAAGAAUCAGACUGAUAUUAAAAAGAUCGCUGACUUCAGUCUGAAGUCUAAAGCUGAACUCCAGUUGAAUAAAAACAGGAACAAAGACUUGACCAACGAGAUUGAACAACUGAAGAGAGAAGCCAUGGAUCAGAAACACCUCAUUGACUCCCAAAGAAGUUCGAAUGAAGAAUUCAAAGAAGAGAAAGAGAAGAAAGACAAAGAGAUCCUUGAGAAAGAUACUGUUAUUGGAGAAAAAGAAGCUCAAAUCUAUCAAUAUAAGAAGAAAACUCAGGAGCUCGAAAAAUUCAAAUUUGUGCUCGAUUACAAAAUCAAAGAACUCAAAGCUGAAAUUGAACCCAGAAAUAAAGAAACAGAUAAACUUAAAGGGAUGACUAAUGAUAUGGACAACAGUCUCAAAUACUUCAACAAAGUCAAUGCUGGACUUGGAGUUAUUGUGGAUGACCUUCGAGUCAAACAAGAGAAAAUGCAGGCACUUAUCAAAAUGAACAGAAACACAAUCAGAACGAACAACAUUCUGAUCAAGUCUUUCAAAGAUGAUAUUUAUGAAACAGUGCAAUACAUAGAUGAUCCUCUCAAGCUACAAACUUUCACACAUGAAAUGUACCAGAAAUAUGUGAAAGACAGCAGCAAGAAGGCUGUGGAAAUCAACCCUGAAAUCAGAAAGGAGUAUGACAACCAAGAGAAAUUCUUAAUGAAUUCGAAGCACUCUCUCGAACAGAAGCUUAAGAAGGACAUGAAUCUGCACAAGAAGGACAGUCAGAAGCAUAUGAGAGAGAACUAUGAACUCAUCAAGCAGAUCAAUACACUUAGAGAUAGAAGAGAUGAGCUCAUCAGCAAGACCAAGAAGUCAGAGAUCUCCAAUCUCUCUAUGAACAACUCAGAAAGAGCUUCCCACAUAAAUGAUAGAAGUAGUCAUGCUGGAGCUACCCAGCGGGACGAAUUUGCUGAAGCUGAGCUAGCUUCUAAAAGAGAGCAGAUUAUCCAUCUCAGAGAAGCUCUCAAGAAAGAAAAGGAGAUAAAUGACACUCUGAAGGCAGAAACUCAAGAAUAAAUAGUAUCUGUGGCAAGAAUUCAAGAUA